Messenger RNA from Cryptomeria japonica (Japanese cedar), 925 nucleotides. RefSeq lists its product as uncharacterized. The transcript is spliced from 2 exons. NCBI's taxonomy places the organism in Eukaryota, Viridiplantae, Streptophyta, Pinopsida, Cupressales, Cupressaceae. The coding region runs from base 144 to 617 and encodes 157 amino acids. The record is from RefSeq and is a predicted model, not a curated record.
ACCAGGUUAAUGUUUCUCUGCAGCUUUGUCUUUAUUGCUGCGACGUGGCGUUCUUAUGUGCCUCAAAAAUAUUAAUUUAACACAGAGAACCGCUUUCCAGGAUACAAAUAGGGGGAAUUGAGUAAAUAUUUGUACAGGCCAGCAUGAAAGGGGUUAAUCAGAAGGUCGUGAGGACGGUGACUGCAUUUCUGGCUUGCAUAAUAUUGGUGGAAGUUGUGUACUUUGCUAUUGAUGAACAACUCCAGGCUUCCUUCACUCCGAUUCUCAUCAGUAUGCAAACGAUCUUCCGUUCAGAGAUGGAUGAUUAUGCAACAGAUCCAGAUAUUCCUCCUUACAAUUCAUCAGAUGUUACCGACGAGCUAAAAGUAAGCCUUUCAAAAGCGGCGAACCAGGAGAAAACCGUUAUAAUCACGACUCUGAAUGCGGCGUGGGCGCAGAAGAAUAGCAUGGUGGAUUUAUUCCUGAAAAGUUUCCACAUCGGUAACGGAACCGAGGCGUUGUUGAACGGAACCGAGGAUUCAUGUAUGUUCGCUCCAAUGAAAAGACAGUUGAUUUUUUCAACUUUUGGUAUCGAUCUAAGAAAGAUUAUCGCCGUAAAAAUGAGCAACAAGUGUUGAACCUACUGAAAUGGGAAGAGUUCAGACGCAGGCGACUUAAAUUCGAAUUCCUUGACACUAAAUAUUUUGGCGGGUACUGUGAAAGAACGAAAGAUGUGAACUCGGUUUGUACCAUGCAUGCCAACUGUUGUGAACUCGGAUUGAAGGCGAAGGUUAUUGAUUUGAGAAAUACUCUUUCCGACUGGGAGAAAUAUAAGCAACAAGAAAAGCUAGGUAAAGGCAAGGAUGUCCAGACGCAUGUCAGAAUUCUUGUCGCCGAUGAAGACUGCUUUAAUACUAUUCAUAUUAUAGUAAUUAGCUUGAAAUCU